Messenger RNA from Caenorhabditis bovis, 438 nucleotides. Lineage: Eukaryota; Metazoa; Nematoda; Chromadorea; Rhabditida; Rhabditidae. The record is from the annotation of a GenBank genome assembly.
AUGAUCUUCGAGACCCCCGCUAUUUCUGCUUCACGAAGUACUAUUGAUUUGCUCUAUUCGGAAGAUGAAUUCAAAGCAAUCUUAAGACCAUAUUACGAAGGAUUCAACAAAACAACGGAAAAUGCUGAUGCUAAAGGCUCGAUGGAGUUUAUGCACCCACAAGGAGUAAUUGUGCAAAGAGACGUAUCAUCGACUUUCGGAAAAGAAGCGCUAACCGACUUAUUCAAACGCUGGUAUUCUUUCACUGGCCCAUAUUACUUUAAUAGAUACAAUGAAAAGUACAGUGGUGGUGGAGAUUGGAUAACAGUGGAAUCUCAAAUGAAACUAGUGAAAGUCAACUCGAACGAGGUGAUUGUCAAAGGAGAUGUGAUGCAUAUUUGGAAGAAGGAUGGCGAUAAAUGGCUCAUAUUUUAUGAACAAUAUCAUGUUGAUAAAUAA